GUAAUGGCAUUCGUUACUUUAAAGUUGAGUUACUAUUUAUAUUGUGAUUUAGAUGUUGUGAUUUGGGUUUAAAGAUUUUUCAUAUAGAGGUAGGAAGGACACAGAAUUUGGUGUAUUCUACAAGUUUGCGUGUGGCUCUUUCCAAUAAAUCUGUUUAAAUUAAUAGGUGUUACUCAUGUCAUGUCCGCAAUGGCGGCAUCAGAAGAACCCAACAUUUACCUUGUCGAACACGUCAUUUACGCUGAAAGGUAACACACGAAGUUUUGGUCGACAGUGUUCAACAGAGCCCUACGUGAGCCCAGCCAGGUCAGUGUCUGUCCGGAGCCGAGCUUGAGCACUAAGCGGCAAUUUCCACGCGUCUGCGCAAUAGCAUAGUUCUGUUUUAGCCACCGCAUAUGUGCGCCAUGCCGACAUAUAAAAGAAUAGACAUUACCAAAAACAGCAAGUCAAAGAUUAACCGUAUAUACUGGCUUGGUACAGUUACCGACAACGCUGGAUGAUCGGAAAAUGGAGACCUAAGUAUGCGUGAGUGCGCGCGCACACGGAUCAGAGAGACGCGCCGCUUAAGGCGAUCCUCGCCACUCUCCAGGCCCUGCGAAGGACACGAGAAGGCGCGAGCACCGCCCCCUACAGGAAGUUGCCCGCUGCAGACCAAGCCAAGGUGCUCUUGUUUGUCGUCGUAUUAUCGAGCGGCCGCAGCUCUCUGUCCGUCAUUCAGUGUUGUGCAGUUGAGCAGGUGCCGUGAGAAUAAGGAAAACCGAUGGCGAUGCUCGUUAUUUUUCCUCGGGGCAAGGAGGAGUGACAAGAUCUCACUUACGUUGAGAAUAUUCUCAGAUGGGGCUUUAAGGUGUUUCAGAAGAGCCAGAGUUUCUCAACUUCACACAAGCGCCGCUGCGAUGUCCCGGCAGCUUCAUGCUCGCAGAAUUGAAGGGAUCGACAAGAAUGUAUGGGUGGAAUUCACUCAGUUGGCUGCGGAGUAUAAGGCUGUAAACCUUGGUCAGGGCUUCCCUGACUUCCCUCCUCCCAGCUUUGUUCAAGAAGCGUUCUGUAAAGCUGUGAGUGGGGGAUUUGCUCUUCAUCAAUACACUCGGGCUUUUGGUCACCCUCCUCUUGUGAAGAUUCUGGCCAAGUUCUUUGGGAGGAUUGUGGGUCGGGACAUAGAUCCAUUAGAUGAUAUCUUGGUUACCGUUGGUGCGUAUCAGGCUCUGUUCUGCACGUUUCAGGCUCUGAUCGACGAUGGCGAUGAGGUGAUAAUUAUUGAACCGUUUUUUGACUGUUAUCAACCAAUGGUGAAAAUGGCUGGAGGAAAGUGUGUCUAUGUCCCUUUAAGACCAAAGAAGGAUAAAUGUGAAACCAGUGCAGACUGGGUUUUGUCUCCUGGGGAGCUGGCCAGUAAAUUCACAUCACACACGAAAGCCAUCAUCCUGAAUACACCAAAUAACCCCUUGGGGAAGGUCUUCAACCGGGAAGAGCUGCAGGUGAUUUCUGACCUGUGCAUCAAGCAUGAUGUGUUGUGUAUCAGCGAUGAGGUAUACGAGUGGCUCACCUACAACGGUGCAAAGCAUAUAAAAAUAGCCAGCCUUCCUGGGAUGUGGGAGCGAACCAUUACCAUUGGGAGUGCUGGUAAAACAUUCAGUGCGACAGGAUGGAAGGUUGGGUGGGCUAUAGGCUCCACACACAUCCUGAAGCAUCUAAGAACUGUUCAUCAGAACUCUGUGUACCACUGUCCUACUGCUGCUCAGGAGGCAGUAGCACAUGGAUUUCAGAGGGAAUUUGAGCAGUUUGGGAAGCCAGAAAGCUACUUCAUACAGCUUCCCGCAAAUCUGCAAGUGAAACGUCAGAAACUGGCUCAGUGCCUCAAAAGUGUUGGCCUGCAGCCCAUUAUUCCCGAGGGAGGCUACUUCAUGAUGGCAGAUAUUUCAGCCAUAAAGGCAAAUCUGCCAGAUUUACCUGGGCAAGAUGAACCUUAUGAUCACAGAUUUGUGAAGUGGCUUAUAAAAAACAAGCGUUUAGCCACCAUACCGGUUUCUGCUUUCUACAGUCACGAACACUGCAAAGACUUUCCAAACUACAUUAGAUUCUGCUUUGCCAAGGAGGACUUCACAUUAAAUGCAGCGGAGAAGAUUCUUCAGGAAUGGAGUGAGAGCAAAUAAGAAUGAAGUAGAAGGACUGCUGCUUUGUUCUGAACCAGGCUAUAGUGUACCCCUAAAACUGGCUUUCGAGGUGUGUCUGUUCCUUAAUGUUAAGAAAUUAAUGUGAUUUAUGUAAUGCGCCACAUUUGUUUUUGUCCUUAAUGGAAAAAACUUGCACUAAUUUUUUUUGUUACAAAAAUGGCACAUUUUUCCAGUGACAUGAGGUUUUUUUUCUGUGAUUAAAAUUAAAUUUAGUAUUAGUGAAACUAAACGGCUAUAUGUGAAUAUGAUAUUGUACAAAAUUUUCACUGUGGUGACUUUCAUUACCUCUGGGCAGGGCUUUAGGUUCAUUUUAUGCUGCUGUAAUAAAUUUAUAUCAGUAAUUUCUUUCUAUGUCUUAAAUGAACUUUCCACAUGUUUUCUGUUCAUGAUCAGUGUACAUUUCUGCUCCUGAGUAUUAAAGAAGAGUUAUAAAUAUUUCUAUUUUUUUCAUUAAUUCGACAGGCUUAUAAACACAAGAAAGAAAAAUAUCUUUAAAGAGGAAUUAUUAGCAUGUGCUUUUAAAGAUUUUCCAAGGGUAUAUUCAGGAAGCUUUUUAAUUCUCAUUUUCAUAAUCACUAUCACCUUUUUAUGCACAGUAAGUUUUAAUGUUUAACUUAGGAAAAAUAAACCUCCUGAACCUACUUCUGAGUCCUACUUUUACAUACAUUUCACGUACUAUGUGGAAAAUGGAACCCUUUCUUGGAAACAUUGCACAUGUUGAUGUAGUUUUAUGUACUGCAGUACAUGUACUACUACUGUAGUUCUACUCUUGAUUUAGAAUACAUUAUGGUGAAGUGCAGGCCUUUCCAUCUUCCUAGGGAAUUCUCUCUGGUUUUUGUAAUUUCAGUCUACAUACCACUGCAUGCUAAUGCUAAAUGAGCACUUGAGUUACUACGCUUGGCUAUUAGCAAUCAACAUCAUCCGCAAGGAGUCUUUAUUGUAGCAGGAGAUUUUAAUCAGGCAAACCUCAGGUCAGUUUUUCCAAAAUUCUGUCAGAAUGUUAAAUGCUCAACCAGGAGUAAGAACGCACUGGACCAUGUUCACACAAAUGUGGACAAUGCAUAUGACGCCCUGCCCUGUCCCCAUCUAGGACAGUCUGAUCAUCUUUCCUUGUCGGUAAUACCCCCAUGCUUGCGGCAGUCCAUUAUUGUUCCUGAGCUGAAGAAACCCCAGCCUGCCUGCCUCAACGACUAUUGCCCAGCAGCUCUGACCUCAGUUAUGAUGAAGUGCUUUGAAAGGCUGGUCAGAGACUUCAUCACCUCUUCACUAUGCGACACCCUGGACGUAUUACAGUUUGCAUACUGUCCCAAUCACUCUACUGAAGAUGCCAUCUCAUACGUCCUACACACUGCUUUGACCCAUCUGGACACCGGGAGGGGGAAUUAUGUAAAAUUGCUGUUUGUAGAUUACAGUGCAAUAUUCAACAGUUUAAUUCCCUCCAAACUCAUAACGAAGUUGGAGGACCUGGGAGUUUCCCCAUCCCUGUGUCAGUGGAUCUCCAACUUCAAUAGUCAUCCCCAGCACAGCCUUUUCACACCCUUACCAUCAGGCAGAUGCUACAGGAGUGUUAAAGCCAGAACCUCAAGGCUGAAAAACAGUUUUUACCCACAGGCCAUCAAGAUUGUGAACGACGUCCAUCCGCUGCCUCUCCACCCAUCAGGGCAGACACAGAUUACCCUCUGAGCCUGAGAGGUGUCAACUACC
Messenger RNA from Scleropages formosus (Asian bonytongue), 3878 nucleotides. Its product is annotated as kynurenine--oxoglutarate transaminase 1-like. Gene Ontology annotation, biological process: biosynthetic process. The transcript has 14 exons. Lineage: Eukaryota; Metazoa; Chordata; Actinopteri; Osteoglossiformes; Osteoglossidae. Gene Ontology annotation, molecular function: L-kynurenine:2-oxoglutarate transaminase activity; pyridoxal phosphate binding. Bases 522 to 2153 code for a protein of 543 amino acids. The record is from RefSeq and is a predicted model, not a curated record. Gene Ontology annotation, cellular component: cytoplasm; mitochondrion.